AUCUUUCUCUGCCUUAAAUAUGAAAUAAAACAUCUAAUUCCAUACCCAUUAUUCCAAGAACAAAGGUGACUACAGGACACAUGCAUUGUGAGAGUGGAGAAGCAACAAAGCGGGAAGCUGAAAUGGCACCCCACCCUAUCCCUUUUUCUUCAUCCUCCUAGAUUCUGUAACCCAUUCGGCAUUCGGGUCUUCCCAGUUUAAGCAUGCUUAAAAAAUCCGAUUCUUUUGUCAUGUCAGUGCUCACUGCGCAUGAUCUCGUGACAAAGAUUGCAUGCAUAUGGUAACGAACAUCUUUUGGGCGUUCUUUGAUUCCAUAUUUACUCACUAAAGACACCCAUCAUGGCCAAGCAAUUUCUGGGUUUCCUUUGUCCUAAUCGACGCAAGCAUCGAGAACCCCACUUCAUAUCAGUUUUUGUUUUCGUGAUCACAACCGUAAACUUUGUGCUUUCUCAAACUUCAGUUGCUGAUUGCAUCCUCAAUAUUCAAUCCUCAUCGUCUUCGAACAGCUCAAGCUGUGAAGCGAGCAAUUGGGGUGGGUUCAUCAACAGCUGUUGCGGGGUAGUUUUUGAUGAGUACCUACAUGGAUUAGGGCGGCUAGCCAACAAAACCGGACAGAUAUACUUGAAUCCCAAAGAACAGAGAAACUGCCUGACUUCAAAGAAGAGUAUAGAAGAAAACAUUUCGGCCUGUGGCAUUGAAAAGUUAACCAGUGGAGGUGGAGCUGGCGGCUGCUCUGACUACACUGUCACAGAUGUUAUUGGUAAGUUAGGAAGUAGGAUGAAAAAUUUAGGCGAAGACUGUGGACUUUUGGGUUUAGAUGGAACAUCAGGUCAGGCUUGCAGUGAAUGUUUUGGAAGGUGGGAAGAGAUAGGUACAGCAUCAGAUAAUGGAAGAAAUUUGAUGAAGGUUGAAGCCAAUGUUUGCAGGUUUGCAGUAUUGGUAACAUUAACAAGUAGUAGGAUUGACGAUGAGAAAUGGGUCCGCGCAGUUUAUGACUGCCUUGGAGGGCAGGGUCACCUUUCCUUAGAUGAAGAGGGAGGCACAUCUAGUGAUGCUGUCAAGGGAAGCACAUCUAGUGAUGAUUUCAAGUCCAGCACAGGUCUACCAAUUCUAAUUAUUGGAAUAGUGGGAAUUGCAGUAAUAGUUUAUCAUAGCAACAUGCCUCUUGUUUAGAUUGAGGACUAAAGAAAGUUUCCCAACUGGGAAAGGUGGUAGAUCUCAAAGCUCGAUGAAAAUCUGUAACAGUCACCUGAAAUCAUCAAAUGAUCCACUCUCCAAGGAAUCCACCUGUCUUGAGUUACCAGUUAAGGAAAUUUAUUCAGCAACAAACGAUCUAAGUGCAUCAAAUUUAAUUGGCCAAGGCAUAGCUGGAAAGGUAUACAAAGGCAUUCUCUCAAAUGGCCAGCAUGUUGCAGUCAAGCAUAUAAUCAACGACGAACAUGUAGAGACAUUUGUAAGGGAAGUCACGAGUCUUUCUUAUGUCAGACAUCCAAACCUUGUAGCAUUGCUCGGCUGCUGUGAGAAUGAAGAUGAAUGUUUCCUCGUUUAUGAGCUGUGCCACAAUGGGAACCUCUCAGACUGGCUGUUUGGUAAAGCUAAAGUUCUCUCAUGGAUGCAAAGAAUUGAGAUCGCAAUUGGUAGUGCUAGGGGCCUCUGGUUUCUCCACACUUACGCAGAAGGCUGCAUUGUUCACCGUGAUAUCAAGCCAGCGAACAUCCUCAUCAAUGCUAACUUUGAAGCAAAACUCUCAGACUUUGGAUUAUCCAAAGUUAUGGAAGUGGAUCAGUCCCAUGUGAGCUCAGAAGUGAGAGGGACAUUCGGUUAUGUUGAUCCUGAAUACCGUAACAACCGCCAUGUAAAUGCUUCAGGUGAUGUUUACAGUUUUGGGAUAGUGCUACUGCAGCUUCUCUCAGGGCAGAGGGUCAUUAAUUUAAAUAGACCAAUGCCUCUAAAUAAAAUGGCUAAGUCCCUCACAAGAGGUGGUGAUACAAGAGAAUUUGUUGACCCCAAACUUGAUGGGGAGUACCCCGUGGAAGCCUUUGCCCUCAUACUGAAGUUAGCAUUGUCGUGCACAGGGAUUAAGCAGCAAAGACCAUCAAUAGAGCAAGUGGUUUCAAGACUUGAAGAGGCACUCGAUAUCUCCAAGCAAGUCAAGCCACUUGCAUCUUGUCCUACAUUAUAGUUUUGCUUUCAAAUGUGUUUGACGUUUUUUGUUUCUUCUUUAGUGAUUCAUAUAAUUUUCCAGACAGACGCAAAGCCUGAAGAUUGAAACAAAUACUGGAUAAUGUU
Messenger RNA from Alnus glutinosa, 2289 nucleotides. RefSeq names its product probable receptor-like protein kinase At5g18500. NCBI's taxonomy places the organism in Eukaryota, Viridiplantae, Streptophyta, Magnoliopsida, Fagales, Betulaceae. The transcript is spliced from 8 exons. Bases 1229 to 2182 code for a protein of 317 amino acids. The record is from RefSeq and is a predicted model, not a curated record. Gene Ontology annotation, biological process: protein phosphorylation. Gene Ontology annotation, molecular function: ATP binding; protein kinase activity.